UUGAUCCCCGGCGUCCCUCCAGGUGUGCCGGGAGGCGGGGCCAGAGGCAGCAAGGCAGGGAAAGGGGCAGGCGGAGGUGUGGGUCGCUACGGGUACAGAGGGGUGACUAACGCCGCUGCCUACGAAGUGACAUGGGAAGGUAAGCUGAUGGUCGUGGUGCAACUCCUACUACUACUACUAUUACUACUUGGGGAUAAUCAGGUGUGAGGAGUAGGUAGGUAGGUAGGUAGGUAGGUAGGUAGGUAGGAAAGUUAGGAAAGUUAGGUAGGUUAGGUUAGUAGACUUAGGAAAGGAGUUAAUUAUAAUAGUGUGUCAGAGUCAGAUAACUUGAUAAUGAUGUGUGUGUGUGUGUGUGUGUGUGUGUGUGUGUGUGUGUGUGUGUGUGUGUGUGUGUGUGUGUGUGUGUGUGUGUGUGUGUUAAGAAUUAUACUGUGAGAUACUUGAAAAAAAAAAAAAAACACAUAGCAGAGGGCUAAAGAAAAAGAAAAAAAAUGAAGGUACUCUUGGACUAUAUCGAGGUGAAUGAAAGAGGACAAAAUGCGUAAGAAGGAGACAAGAAAAACAUGUGUUACCGAUAAGAGGAAAGAGUGAGAGCAGUGUAGCGUGUAAUGUGAGGAGUGCAGGUGGUGAGGAGCGCAGGUGUGUGUGUGCGUGUGUGUUGGGGGGCAGUGACAGGCACAUGUUAAAGGUGAAGGCUUGAGGGUGGCCAGUUAAAGGCGGGGUGGUGGGUGGGAUGUGACAAGCGACGGGCUGAGGAAGAGGUGACAAGUGGGGGUGAUGAUGAGCAGUAAUGAGCUGUGUGGAGGGGAGGGGAGGUGGAGGUGUUGGUGGUGGAGAUGUGUGUGGAUAAAUGAGCGAGCGAGCGAGGAGAGUAAUUGGCUGCGGGAUGGUGAUGGUGAGGGACGAGCGAGAGGAAGAGGAUGAAGAGUAGAUUAGGGGUAAAAGUUAGUACGAUGAGUGAGUGUGAUGAGCUCGUGGAUGUUAAUUAGGGAGGUGCCUGAGAGAUGAGUGUGGGAGACACUGUGAUGUGGCAUUAUGGGCAGAGAUUAGAGAAGAGGCGAGGCUGUGACGCUGGGCCAAGGGAGGGCUGAGAGACAGGGAAGGUAAAAGGGUGAAUAACAGUUAAAGUAGCAGGAGGAGAGGGUUGGGGCAGGAGCAGGAUGGAGGAGACCCGGCUGACACCCUCCCCUCGCCAGACAUCGUGCUGGCCAUGCAGCUGUCCGCCAUGUGCUUCGGGGCGCUGUUCGCUCUCUGCAUCGUGGCCUGCUGCGCCUACAAGAUCUGCGGCCCCGCCGAGGAGGAGGAAUGGGGAUCGCGUUACUCCGUGCUCAAACCCACCCCUAAUCUCCGCCUACCUCCUGAGCUCCUGAGAGAAAUCUACACCCUCCCUUCUGCUCAGUUUUCAGCGACGACUCGCCACACUGCAGCCACCAAGUCCCAGUCCUCCACGACACCCUCAGCUGGCCCGCGGCGAGAGGCAACGUGGCCGACGGGCGGCUCCAGCGUGGUGGUGGAGAGCGGGCCGCGAGUUACCUCGGUGUCUCGCGGCCCUCUUGCAAGGUCCGCGGCGGCCAGUCUUGGUCAGCUCCCCAAUGGGCGGCCUGGAGAGCCACCUUUAGAGGAUAUUCUCCCGGCUGCACCGCCACGCCCCGCCACCCCUCGGGGCACCCCUAAAAAGUCUCCUCGGCUGCCCGCGUUGGGAUCUAUCCUAGAGGGGCAGCCGUGCUUGCCCACGCUCGCCUCGCUGUCGUCGUCGCGGGCGCGGGAGGUGGCGGGGCAUGGGGCAGCUAACAGACUGGCCGCCCACGAUCAGACUAGCUCAACCCUCGACCUCGCCCGUGCCGCCGCCGCCAUCAACUACACUCACAGGUCGCGUCCACAUCCGCACACUGCCGUGGUCUAGCAGUGCACACCACGGCACGGCGGUGCCACGCGUGCGAACAGCUACCCUCGCUCCCCGCACAACCACACCAGCCGUCGCACGGCGGCGGAGGCUCACAAGUACAGAAAAGCUCAGAGUUUUACAGAGAAUAACCGAGGCACGUGACAGAUACCAUUCAUCGGCGCAUCAGCUCCUCAUCGAAACAACACAGAGUUCGUCGCUGCUGCACUUAACAGGACUCCCGGAGGGUCUCCGCAAGUUCCUCUCUACACAACGACAGUGUAGGUAUACAACAUUCCCAAGACGACGAGCGCAGCCCGGCACUGGCCCCACUCACACACACUUGUGAACGUGAUCACCCGGCGUAGCGAGGCGGGACGCAUAGUGCCUAAGACACUCACGUCAACCUGCACCAAUGAACUCCACAGGGCCGCUGAUCGGUGCCUGCCGGACAUUGCCACUCAGCGGCCGCAAUAGAUAGGUUACUUUUAAUCGAUUAAAGUCGCAGACGUCACCAUCACGCAACUCGCCCAUUAGAGACUCUACAAUUCCUUGAAACACAUUCCAUGAAAUUAUUAAACUGAUUUUCCCGCAAAGUUAUUUUUCUGGUCAAACAGCAUUUUUAUAUAUUUUGAUAACGUGCGCUUCCACCACUCUCCCGGCAGGUGAAAAACAACCAUUAAAUAUAUUGCAUGAACAAUUUUACAACAUUUUUGGCAGAGAGCUUACUUCCAUUUUUCUUUCUAAGACCAGGGAGAGUGGCGCGUGGAAAGCUGUAGCCCCACAUCCUUAUAUUACUACCCACUGUCUGCUUGCUGGGUGUCUGUCUGUCUGGCUGUCUGUCUGACGGCAUAAGACCGUUUUUGUUCAUCUCUUUCUCUCUCU
Portunus trituberculatus (swimming crab) is the source of this 2767-nucleotide messenger RNA. RefSeq lists its product as uncharacterized. Bases 1211 to 1903 code for a protein of 230 amino acids. The transcript has a single exon. NCBI's taxonomy places the organism in Eukaryota, Metazoa, Arthropoda, Malacostraca, Decapoda, Portunidae. The record is from RefSeq and is a predicted model, not a curated record.